CCGCCUCCUUCCCUCAAUUCGUCACUUCCGUUCGCAGUACCACGGAAGCCAAUGUCCUGGAUGUGAGCACGAGCCAGGGUUUGAAAAAUGCCGAAGUUUUACUGUGAUUACUGCGACACGUACCUGACCCACGACUCGCCGUCCGUGAGGAAGACGCACUGCAGCGGGCGCAAGCACAAGGAAAACGUUAAAGACUAUUACCAGAAGUGGAUGGAGGAGCAGGCCCAGAGCCUUAUUGACAAAACGACUGCUGCAUUCCAGCAAGGGAAGAUCCCAGCCACACCCUUUCCUGGGGCUCCACCCCCUGGUGGAGCAAUGCUUCCACCUCCAAACAUCAGUGGACCACCACGUCCUGGAAUGCUUCCUGCACCCCCUAUGGGUGGUCCUCCCAUGAUGCCAAUGAUGGGCCCCCCUCCACCUGGUAUGAUGCCUGGUGGACCAGCUCCAGGUAUGCGUCCCCCCAUGGGCGGCCCUAUGCAGAUGAUGCCACCUGGACCACCCAUGAUGAGGCCCCCUGCCCGGCCCAUGAUGGUGCCCCUCCGACCUGGACUUUUGUGAGCGUAAACAGCGAAGCAGACAGCAGUUAACCAUUCAGACUCCCAAGAAGCCAACCCACCCACCAAGAACCUUUCUGUCCUGCACUGGUCUCCCUUUGAAGCCGAAGCACAGUUCAACAGAAGUGUGGGCCUCGUUGUGCUGCUUUCUAUUUGACAAACAUCCAUCACUUGUUUUUUGAUUUAUUUGAAAUGUUUAGUGUCAUUAUAUUUAAUGCUGUGUGAUUUCAGCUGAUGUCAUCAAAAUGUUGUAAAUGCAAUAAGCAGUUAUUUUGGAUGACAGUUAUACAAUUUUAAAGUAUGGUUAUUUUUUUCAGUUUCACUAUACUUGAAUAGGAUAGCCUUAUUUUUCUGCCUGCUAUUAACAUCACACGUAAUUAGCGACUUAUGUGAGCAUGGUCAUUAUGGCUGAAAAGGAUACGUCUCAUUAGAUACUUAAUUUUUUGUAGUAUGAUGUUUAUGGUUUGUAUA
Messenger RNA from Scleropages formosus (Asian bonytongue), 1025 nucleotides. RefSeq names its product small nuclear ribonucleoprotein polypeptide C (gene snrpc). Gene Ontology annotation, biological process: spliceosomal snRNP assembly; mRNA 5'-splice site recognition; mRNA splicing, via spliceosome. The transcript has 7 exons. The record is from RefSeq and is a predicted model, not a curated record. Gene Ontology annotation, molecular function: zinc ion binding; pre-mRNA 5'-splice site binding. The coding region runs from base 88 to 558 and encodes 156 amino acids. Gene Ontology annotation, cellular component: nucleus; U1 snRNP. NCBI's taxonomy places the organism in Eukaryota, Metazoa, Chordata, Actinopteri, Osteoglossiformes, Osteoglossidae.